Messenger RNA from Darwinula stevensoni, 24963 nucleotides. The record is from the annotation of a GenBank genome assembly. Lineage: Eukaryota; Metazoa; Arthropoda; Ostracoda; Podocopida; Darwinulidae.
AUGUCAGUGUACAAGUUCGAGCGCGGCCCUCGCCUCUUCAUGCGGGGAGGGAUCGCGGGGAACGGGGAACCCCCGCCAGGUGUGCUCGUCACGGAAGACGAGAGCAAAGAAGUAGCUGCCGUCUACACACACCGCCAACUGAGUACGGAGCUCCAUGGCUCUACCAUGGAGUCCAUCCGCACCGGCCGGAAGGGCCCUCUAAAAUCUGUUACUACUCGACUUGUAAAGCGCACCACCACCCUGACCAGGGGAACUCAAAAGACAUCUAGUGAGCCCUUGGCUGAAUCCAAGCCCAAGAAAGAGAUAUCGGACAUUGUCGUUGAUGGGAGCACUGCAAGAGAAGCUCUGUUGAAGUGGGCCCAGAGGACAACGGACAGGUAUCCAGGCGUUCGGGUGGUGGACUUCACCAAGUCCUGGAGAGACGGUUUGGCCUUCAAUGCCAUCAUCCAUCGUCAUAGACCCGAUCUGAUAAACUGGCGGAGUUUGAAGACUCGAAGUGCACGGGAACGCCUGGAUACUGCUUUCACCGUAGCUGAGCGAGAGUAUGCAGUGACGAGACUUCUGGAUCCUGAAGAUGUUGAUACCCCUGCACCAGAUGAGAAGUCUAUCAUCACAUACGUCUCCUCACUGUAUGAUGUCUUUCCUGAACCCCCAUCACUGCAUCCUCUCUCUGCUGAGGAUGCAGAGAAACGUCUCAAUGAAUACAAGGAAUUUUCUAGAAGAUUGUACAUAUGGAUUCAUGACAAGAUCAAUGAGCUCCAGUCCAUUGACAUUCCUCAUACAAUUCCAGAAAUGCGAAAACUCAUGGCUCAGACUAACCGCUUUAGAAAUGAAGAGCUUCCUCCAAGGCUGAAGGAUAAGCACACUUGUGGACAUCUAUGGAGGGAAAUAGAAAAACUUGUGGGAGACAUGAGCAGGCUUGGUAUUGAUGAAGAUAUCCGGAUCAGUAGCAUAGAACGAGCAUGGAGCCGUCUCCUGGCCCUUCUGGAUGACAGAGAGAAGUGGAUUGAUGAUGAGAUCAACAAACAUGACCGAUGGCAAAGACUGGCAGAAAAAGUUCAUCGUGAGAUUCGGCAGACUGAUUCAAAGUUGGAUGAAAUAGAGCAGAGGGUUGAGGAAGAAAUGAGGAGGUUUGAGAGGCUCCAUCCAGGAGAUUCUAAGAAGAACUGUGAAGAAAUAGAGCAAGAUCUGUUGCAAGUGGAUGACAAUAUUCGCUCAAUGCUUCAUGAUUGCCAGAUUCUUCUGGAUGCCCAUUAUCAUGAGGCCCAUGGCCUCUCAAAACAAGUGCACAAACUUCGUGAACGAUGGUCUGCCAUUCAUAUAUCAUUUCAAGAGCAGCUAAGUAACAAGAAGCGCCUCGCUUUACAGGCCCAAAGAGAACCAGUUCUUUCCAUUGAGAAACUGAUUGAAACCAAUGAGCACUUUCGUUACCUGCAUGAGUGCAUUACAUGGGUCAAAAAGAAGCAGGAGGAUCUGGAGACAGCAGAGUAUGGAAAUGAUCUUCCAAGUGUCCAGAAUGAGUUGGAAAGACAAAAGAAGGAGCACCACACCAUUGACCAAUUCCAGUCAAAGAUUGAGAGAUGUGUGGCAGCCAAGCGGAAUUUUCAAGGGGAAGAAGCAUCACUAUACUCACAGAUGCUCAUUCAACUCCAGAAAGCUUAUUCAGAGCUUCUUGUUACUUCAAACAAGCGCUUGUCUGAUCUAGAGACUCUGCUAGAUUUCAUUCAGUCAGCCACUACUGAACUAAUUUGGCUGAAUGAGAAGGAAGAAGUGGAAGUAAACCGUGACUGGAGCUCACGAAACUUGGAUCUAGUGGAAGUAGAGCAGUACUAUGAGACCCUGAUGAGUGACUUGGAGCGACGGGAGAUCCAGUUCAAUGCUGUGCAGCAUAGAGGUGAAGGACUGGUCUUGCAGAAUCAUCCUGCUGCCAAAGUCAUUGAAGCUUACAUGGCUGCCAUGCAGACACAGUGGUCAUGGAUUCUACAACUGACUCUUUGUCUUGAGACCCAUCUUCAUCAUGCAGCUGCAUAUCAGAGAUUUUUCUCUGAAGCACAAGAGUGUUCCCAAUGGAUUAUCAAGCAAGAAGAAAUGCUCAACACAGUAUUCAGCAAGUCAGACUUCUCCCUGGAGGAAGGUGAACACCUCAUGAAAGAAAUGCAAGAUUUGAGGGAUGAUCUCACUCGGUAUGGAGAUGUGGUACAGUCCUUGAAGGAGAGAAGCCGUGAAAUCGUCCCCCUGAAACAGAGAAGAGACCGUGUUGCUCGGCCUUUGCCUGUGACUGCCAUCUGUCAAUACAAGCAGAUGACUAUGACUGUGCAAAAACAAGAAGAGUGUGUUUUGCACAACAACUCUCAGCCAAGUAAGUGGCGUAUCAGUAACUCUGCAGGUGUGGAGGGUGAAGUGCCAGGGGUAUGUUUCCUAAUUCCCCCACCAAACCAAGAAGCCAUUGACACUGCAGAGAGACUACAACAGGCUUAUGACCAUUGCAUCAACCUCUGGCAAAAGAAGCAGCAUCGCAUGAGACAGAAUAUGAUUUUUGCCACCAUAAAGGUGGUUCUUAGCUGGACAUUUGAGCAAUAUAUGGCAAUGGCCCCUGAGCAGAGGGAAGCGAUCAAGAGGGCCCUCAAUGAAGAUGCAGAGAAGCUGAUAUCAGAAGGUGAUCCUACUGAUCCCCAUCUGAGGAGGCUGAGAGAUGAAAUUGCACGGUGCAAUAGACUUUUUGAGGAGUAUGAGGAGAGAGCCCGUCGUGGUGAAGCUGCCAAGUUGAACUUUGCUGAGGACAUAGCCACCCUACAGUCUGCCCUGGAUGAUGCAGAGCAGACCCUGAAGUCUCGGUGUCAAAGUAAUAUUCCUCGUAGCCUUGACACCCUUGAAACACUGGUGAUUGAACAUAAGGAAUUUGAGAGCCAGUUGCAGUCCUAUGAAGAAUUGGUGGAGCGGGUUCAAGAGACUUUCCGUGAGCUUCCCAAGAAGACUGCUUCUCAGCAGACUCGUUUGGAUAAGUGCCUUGAGAAAUGGCAGAAAAUAUGGAACAUGUCCCAAUUUUACACUGAAAGGAUGAAGGUCCUUGAGAUUGUUCUCACAGACAUGGAGGAAGCUAUAAGGCUAGUGGCUGACUUGGAGCUCAAACUAGCAUCUUCAGAUUCCAUGCCCUCAGAUUUGGAUUCACUCAGGGAGGCAAGUAAUCUGUCACAUAGAUUGUUGUUCAUCUAUGACACUCAGCACAGUUAUAUUCAUGAAGAUUUGCUCACUGUUGAAGCCACAAUUCAGACUCAUCAGCGUGUUCUGGAUCAACUCGGUGAAGAUGUUCGCAGUGUCCGUCCUGCAGUUGAGAAGUCCCGUCCCAAUCAAAGAAGGCAUCCUGAUGUUGAUCGCCUUGAGGAAGAUGUGAAGAAACUAACCAAGAGAUGGGGAAAUGUUCGUGUCCAAGUACCUGAAAGGCUGAAGAGUUGUGAGGCUGCAUCUGAUAUGCUUCGCAAGUACAAGGACAGCAUUAAUACCCAAAAAUCAUGGGUCAAUCAGAUGGAAAUACAAAUGAAGGAGGCAAAUGACUUGGAGGCAACCAUGAACAUGUACCAUGUCUUGGCGGCUCAACAGGAUUCUAUUGAAGAACUGAAUGCUCAAGGGGGAAGAUUCAUACGAGAAGCAAAAAUUUAUGACACUCAACUGAGGCAAUACAAGGCAAGCCUUGAAGAUGUUCACCCAAGUUUGGAUGCAAGCAUUUUGAAGAAGAAUCAGCCUUUCAUGCCUCCUGGCACUUCAUCUAUUGCUCGGGAACUGGAUGAGCUCAACUCCUGUUAUGAAGACCUGGUUGCACUUGCUUACCAGAAGAUACAGCACUAUUCAAGUCUGCUGAAAACAGAGGAACGCCCUUUGCAGUUCAGCAUUGAAAAGGUGACUCCCAUACAGCUGAGAACUUUUCGUUCAGAAUUCAACAUCUUGGAGAGCUUGGAAAUGGAAAUUGAUGGUGUGAAUGGUGACACUUCCAGCAGAAGGGUGAGAGUGGGUGAUCCAAUAAUUGGGGAGCAACGAAUGUCCAUGGCCAAUGUCACUUUGCAGCAGAGUGCAAAUCAUGUUCCUCACAAGAAGUUACUUAUCUCAUCAUUGGCUAAUGGACAAGGAACGAAUGGUUUGGAGGGAAAUCUAAGCACAUUGUCACAUCCACCUCGAGGAACUUCCAUGCAGUUCACAGAAAUUAAGUCCACUCGACGCAGAAGUGAAGAGGGAGUUGUGACUGAUGUGAUGACUCAUGCACCUGGAAUUUUCAAUCCUAAGACUGGUCAUGUGCUCAGUGUAUCAGAAGCAUUUGCAGAUGGACUCCUCAGUCGUGAAACUGGACAGUUUGUGGAUCCCAGGACGAAUCGCUGUCUCACCUUCAGUGAGGCUAUAACAGAAGGCUAUGUAAAUUCUGAACUGGGUGGAAAACUCCUCAGUGCUUGUGGUGUGAUAGAUCCUCAAACUUGUGUAUCACUGACUCUCCUUGAAGCCAUUCGGAAGGGACUCUAUGAUCCAGAUAGAGGAAGUUUUGUGAAUCCCAGCACAGGAGAGUGUGUAUCAGUCCAAGAAGCUGUGAGAUUAGGCGUUGUGCUUCAAGAGAAGGUAAGAGAUCUCAUUCAAAUGGGCAUAGUGACUUCUCCCACUAUGACUGUCACUGAAGCUGUGAAGAGAGGUGUUCUUGAUGUUAAGACAGGGGAGCUUUUGAUUCAUGAUAUGAAGUUGUCUCUUCAUGAAGCCCAUAUUUUAGGGUACAUAUCACUUGAACCCAGUGCCAAAACUUCAUAUGGCAUUAGCUUGUCAGAUGCUGUUGCUCAAGGGAUCGUGGAUGAAUCCAGUGGGCAGUUGAUAGAUAGGAAUUCUGGUGAUAGAUUCCCUCUGAAUGAAGCCAUGGCUCGUGGCUUGCUCAAUCCUUAUAUCUGUGAAGUCUUUGAUUGCCUUGAUGGACAGAAUCGAUUAACUCUGCUUGAAGCAGUAGAGCGCAAGUUGAUCAGUCCCUCAAUUGGAAGGUAUAUUGAUGGGAGGAAGGGAGAGUAUUUAACGUUCAAGGAAGCUCAUGCUCAGAUGUAUCUUCACAGACCACUGACUCUUAAGGAUGUUGUAGAUAUGGAUCUGGUGAGUUCCAAUGGCCUCAUCAUUGAUCCAGUGACAAAAGAGGAACUGUCUGUCUUGGAAGGCAUUGCUAUUGGACUUCUUGACUCAGAGUCUAAGUCUGUCACAGAUACAGCUUCACAAGAUUUGGUCACAUUAGCCAAAGCUUUGAGCAUGGGACUCAUCAUUCCAGAUGGACACUUUUGUGACACAGCAGCCAAUACGAAGUUGACUCUUCCUGAAGCAGCCCACAAAGGCUAUCUCACAUCUGUAGCUCAGAAGGUCAUCUUUGAUAUUGAUGGAUUCAAGGACCAGUCUACAGGUGAUUACAUAAGUUUCAACAUGGCCCUGCAGAAAGGAUUGAUUGAUUCUGAAAUGGGAAUGGUUGUAGACACCCAUACUGGUAAAAAGCUCUCUUUCAAAGAUGCUGCAGGCUGCAGUCUUGUUCAAUAUAAACUUUAUGAAAUUUUGUCAAAACCCAUUGGCAUCAGGAAUUCCAAAGGAGAGGAACUGUCUGUUCUUGAAGCAGUUUUUAAUAAAAGGUUAGACCCAGUUUCAGGACAAGUUUUGGACCGUGAGAACAAAAAGCCACUCCCAAUUGAAGAAGCCAUUGCCAAAAAGUUGAUCACUCCUGAAGGUGCAACAUUUCUUAGGAGCCUGCUGAAUAUCACUGUAACAACUUCCACAGUUACUAAAACAGUGAAGCGCUAUGUGAAGAAGUUUGUUCAGCAGAAAGUGACAAUGACUGAAGCAUUGGAACGAGGAUUAAUUGAUGAGGAUAGGGGAACUUUUUAUGAUGAGCAAAUUAAUAGUGAAAUUCCCAUUCAGAAUGCCCUUUCCCAGGGUCUCCUUGCUCUUUCAUCAUCUUGGCAGGAGAACCCACAGGAGUUAGAGAAAAGUGAUUCUCAGCAUGCUUCAAAUAAAAGCUCUAUUGAGAAGCCAGACUCUCAGCAACAAAGUCUAAGGACAAUGGAAGGUAAAACUGAGGGAAGUAUGCCCAUAUCUGAAGUUGCUAAAAAAACUGUUCCCAAAUAUUCUGUAUCCUCUGACUAUGAUUUUGGCUCUUCCUCAUUGGGAGUUCAAGCUUAUGAAAUGCCAGCAAAAGGAUGGUUUCUCAAAGAAGCCCUUGCUUUGAACCUAUUUGACCCCUUGACUGGACUCUUAACAAUCCCAGGAUCUGAUCGCUUGGUUUCAUUUGAAGAAUGUAUCCAGAUGGGUAUUAUAGAUCCCUCAUCUGCUACUAUCAUGGAUCCUUACAAUGGGAAGCCUACAACAAUUCUUCACAGCCUAGAGAAGAAAUUUGUUGAUUCUACAGGUCACUAUGUUGACAGAGAUGGAAGGAAAUACUCUUUGAGAGAUGCUGUUCAAAAGAAGUACAUUAUGUUGAAAGACAGGAGAGGAGACGAUCAGCCCGAUUCCAAGACUCUUCGCAUUCAGCAUUCAGAGAGCCAACUGACCACUCUUCAAACCUGUGACAAAGAGCAACAGAAAAUUUCAAAGUCACCCAUUCAAGUCUCUAGAGAUGUUAUAUUCUAUCCUAGUGAGGCAAUGGUGGAAGUACUGUCCCAUGGAAGAAAAAUGGAUCUCUUGAUGGCUGUAAAAGAAGGACUGGUUCAACCUAGACGGGUCAGAGUGAAGGAACCCAGUUCCAAUAAGUUUAUUGCUAUCAAUGAUGCAAUGAGGAAAGGGUUCAUUGAUAAGAAAACAGGAGAGUACAAAGACAAGACUGGAAGGAGGCAUCCUUUAGUUGAUGCUACACAUUUGGGAAUUGUGAUGGUAGAACCUUCACUGGAGAAACCUGAAACUAGUGUAAUAGAGAAAGGUAUGCUGGCUACCACAUACAAGAAAGCAACAGUGAUUGAUCCCCGGACAAAGCAAGAAUUAAGCCUCGAUGAGGCUUUGCAAAAAGGUCUGAUUGAUGAAGAUAUACAUAGACAACAAGUGCUUGAAGGGUAUGGUCCUGAUGGGGAAUAUAUGGAAGCUGAUACGACGAAAACCAUUGAAUGGACUAUUAUUGUUCAAGAUCCUGAAACUGGAGAUGAAAUAAGUGCUGAGGAGGCAGUGGACAGGGGUUUUCUCACAACAGAUGAAUUGGAAGUGUUGAAGAAGUAUCGCGAUGAAAAGCAGCGGGAGUAUGAGAGGUCUGAGCCUGCAGUACAAGAUCGAGAACAAAGGAGACCUUCAUUGGGAGAUAUCACUCGUUCCAAAGUAACUACUGAGCCCAAGUUCAAAGUUGCAAUUGGGCGAGCCAAAUCCUUCAGUGCUGAACCUGUAGAAAAGCAAGCCAAGGCGAGGCGUAAAGCCAAGAGCACAACUGAUGCUCCCCUCACUAGUAACUUGCUUGGAAGUGACUUUGGCAUAAUAGACCUGGAUUCAGGGCAAAUGAUUUUGCCACUUACCAGGGACUUGAAACUUUCUAUGUCUCCCAGUGUUCAUGAAGUGACGGACACUACCCCAAAUGUGGGUAUGGACAAUCCUGUGACUGUAAUGAAGCAUGUAGUACUCAGAGCUGAAAAGUUGAAUGAAGAUAGUGACUCCAGUGUUGCCAGUGCUGGUCAUGAUAAAAUCAGCUUUUGUGAGGCCAUUCGAAAAGGAUUGGUAGAUCUGGAAGAGGGGACAUUUAAGAAUCCUAGUUCUGGAGAUGUUAUAAGCAUCACUAGUGCAAUUGAUGAGGGUAUCCUUAAUCCCAGUGAAUCUGCUUCAAAAAAAGCCAUGCCCAUGUCAAAACUGACCCUCUCCCAAGCUAUCCAGUCAAUUUAUGAUGAGAACAAGGAAAGUUUUCUUGAUCCAAAGACACAAGAAUUGUUGAGUUUUGAAGAAUGCUUAACUAGAGAAGUGAUUGAUCCCAACUGUGUUUUGUAUCUUGUUGAGGAAAAUUGUCUACUGACAACGAAAGAAGCUCUGGAGGGUGGCAUUUUAGACAGGGAAACUGGAAACUUCAUUGCUUCUGCUACUGGCAACAAAAUUAGUUUGGAACAAGCUCUGAAAUCAGGAUUGCUUACAGUGAUUGGUGUUCCUGCUUUCAUGGGAAAAGAAGUUGCUGCCAUGAUAGGUGAACAACUCCAAGCACCAUGUUCACGAUUUCCCAGAAUAAACAAUAGCCAGCAAGAAACUGGAGAUGGCAAAGAAAUUGAUAUGCAGAGCUCAGUGGUUUAUCCUGUUCUGAAGGUGCCAAUUGCUGAAGCUCUCUCUCAGUCUUUGAUCAUCUUGGACACCUGUGUCCUUGUCGUCCCCAAAACAAAUGAAACAUUUUCUUUGCAUAAUGCACUUGAUCAUCAUAUUGUUUCUCCAGAGUCAAUUGUGGAUGUACAGAAUGAAACCAAAAUGGUCCUGAUAGAAAAUAUACCAUACUCUGUCCAUGUUAUCAGACAAUUGAGUAUGGAGAAUGCCAUUGAACAGGGCUCAUAUGAUCCAGAAUCUGAAACCUUUGUUGAUGAUAACACUGGAGAUCCCAUCACACUUGAGGAAGCUAUCAAUCUGGGUAUGUUUGAUGCAGAAUUGAUUCUAGUCAAGGAUCUCAGAAAAGGUGUUUUUGUUCCCCUCAUUGAUGCUCUUGAUUUAUUGCUCAUUGAUAAGUGCACAGGCCAUAUGGUUGAUCCGUCAACAGGCACGAGGGUCCCUUUCUAUGAUGCAGUAGACAAGGGAUGGAUUCAAGUAUCUGAGAAGGCUCAUUCACCUGGAAAGCCAGUGCAACCCUUAUCACUUCAUGAAGUUAUCAAUAAAAAAUUGUAUGAUUUUGAUACUGGAAACAUUCAAGAGCCUGUUUCUGGAAGGGAGAUUCCACUGCAUGAAGCUAUCAAUAUGGGCCUUGUAAGACCAGACUCAGUUCUAGUCAGGGAUUUGGAAGCCAAAAAGUUGGUUUCUUUGGAUGAAGCCUUGAGCUCAGGCCUGGUUGACUUGAAGCAUGGUGUGUAUGUCCAUUCUGAAAAGGGCAGAGAGCUGGAACUCAAGACAGCUAUCAUGCAGGGACUCAUCACAACUAGCAAGGUGCCUAUGUCAAUAGAGGCAGUAAUUCGGAAAGGACUUUACAACCCAGAAACAGGAUUGAUUCGUGAUCCUGCUACAGCCCAGGGAGUGAAUAUUGAUGAGGCUGUAAAUCGAGGCAUUGUAGACCCUGUUAUCACCGAAUGCCUAGAUACCAGCAAGGGAGAAACUGUCACUCUUGAAGAAGCAUUAGAAAGAAAGCUUGUUGACCCUUGCACUGGUCAGUUAAAGAACACCACCAGUGGAGAACUGCUGUGUUUGGACAAAGCCUUAGAUAGUGGCUUGAUUCUAACUGCAAAAUUCAGCAUUCCUCUUCUUGACUCCUUGGCUCAGGAACUAUAUGACCCAGAAUUAGGCAUUUGGGAAAAUCCUGCUACUGGGCAGCUUCUAACACUCCAGGAUGCUUUGGAUUCUAAACUUCUUGAUGCAUCAACUGUACAAGUCAAAGACCCCCAGAGUAAUGCACAAAUAUCAUUGGAAAAGGCCUUAGAGAGAGGUAUUAUAAAUGGAAAAACUGGUCAAUUAGUUCACCCUGCACCAAUGUCUCUAUCCACUGCUUUCAAUGAGGGACUUUUAUCAUCCAAAAGUCUUUAUCGACCCCUUCAGGAACUCUUAGAAGAGGGCUUGUAUGACGCUGAAAGUGGUAUGAUAACACUACCUGGAUCAGAUGAGAAGCUCACCCUGGAAGAAGCCAUCAAACGAGGGGAAGUGGAGCCUUCAGCACUAACUGUCAAGGAUCCACGUUCUGGUGAUCUGCUCACCCUCCAGGAAGCUAUCAUUGUGGGAAUUAUACACCCUCGUCAUGGCAUUUGCACUGAUCCUGUCAGUGGAGCUGAUCUGAAUCUGUAUGAUGCUUUAGAUCGUAGAUUGAUUGUCUCAGCAAAGAAGAGUUUCUCCCUUCCUGAAGCUGUCUUCAAGGGUAUUUAUGAUACUAAAUCUAGGAAGUUCUUAAGGCUUGAAACAAAGGAGAAGUUCACAACUGAUCGUGCCAUCAGGAGUGGUCUGAUUGAUCCAUCUUCUACCCUUGUGAAGGAUUCAAAGGGAAAUUUGAUGACAUUCAUGCAAGCAGUUGAAAAUGCAGUGAUAGAUUCCAAGGAUGGAACUGUGAAAGUGGGUCGAUAUAAUAAAGUUGAUUUCCAGGCUGCAUUUGAUCAAGGUCUACUAAUAGAGAUACGACCCAACAUGUCUGUGAGAGAAGCUGUGAUCAAAGGCAUCUAUUCAAGGGAGGAGGGAAGAUUCCUAGUUCCAGCCACUGGUAAAUGGGUUGAUAUUCAGGAAGCCAUUCAACUCAAUCUUAUCAAUCCCAAUUCUGUGCAUGUAAAAGACACCAGAAGUGGGUUUCUGAAGAAAAUGCCUUUGAAUGAUGCCCUCAACCAAGGCUUUGUUGAUGUAGUGUCUGGAAAGGUCAAGAACAUGGAAACAGGAGAAAUGUGUGACCUCAUUGAAUCCUUUGAAACUGGUCUCAUUGUGGAUAGUAUGGCUGUGAUAUCAUUGCAGAAAGCAUUGCAUCAAGGAUUAUAUGAUGAGGUGACUGGGAGAUUCACAGAUCCAAAUACUGGGAAUCAGAUCACAUUGCACGAAGCAUUACGACGGUUUAUCAUCAAUCCAUAUUUUCCUUGUUUCUGGGACAAGGAAAAUGGCCACCUCCUCAGCCUUGGUGCCACAUGCCGUGAAGGUAUCAUUGACCGAAGGCAAGGUGUGUUCAAGGACCCCACAUCUGGCUUGGAGAUUUCUCUUUCAGAAGCUCUUGAUCAACAGCUAAUAGUGGAUAUAGAACGCCCUCUUAGCAUUUAUGAUGCCAUCUCAGUUGGACUGUAUGUUCCUUCUACUGGAAAGUUUGCUCAUCCCACUCAUGGACGUAUGCUGACACUUGAAGAGGCAUGCAAAGAAGAUGUAUUAGAUGCUGAGAGAUCCAUUAUUCGACAUGUUGUGAGUGGUCAAUUGUUGGCAUUACCAGAAGCUGUAGCUGAGGGCUUGGUUGAUAGCAAGGAAGGAAGGUAUGUUGUUCCAGGUUCAAAUGAUCAGUUGACCCUCCAACAAGCCUUGGAACAAUGUCUGAUCGUCAAUUCUAAAAGACCCAUGAGCAUUGAAGAAAUGCUGAAGAAUAAACUAUAUGUCAGUGAAACUGGCCGCUUCAUAGAUCCUGUGGUAGGAGACCACCUGGACUUAUAUUAUGCUGUUGAAUUGGGUCUCAUUGAGCCAAGUACAUCUGCAUUUCGAGAUCCAAAUUCUGGGAAUCUGAAGAGCAUAAGGAGUGCCAUUGAAGAUGGAGAUAUUGAUGAGAGAAGGGGCACUGUCAAGGAUCCAAAGCUACAGGUCACAUACCCUGUUGAUGUUGCUUUUGCUAGGGGGCUAAUAGUGACUGUUGAAAAACCCAUCACAUUCCAGCAAGCUAUGCGUCGUGGCUCAAUUGAUUUGCUUAGGAUGAAGUUCAGAGAUCCAAGGACAUGUAUGGAUUGCAGUCUGGAAGAAGCCAUUGUAUCUGAACUGAUUGACCCUGAGUCAGCAGUGAUAAAGGAUCCAAGGACUGGGAGGUUCAAAACACUUAAGUCUGCUAUACAAGAAGGCAUCAUUGACAUAAAGAAAAAGGCAAUGCUUGAUCCUCAGACAGGUAAAAUGAAGAAGCUCUGCAUUCUCUUUGAGCAAGGGACUGUUGCAUUUUGGAGAGAGCCACUCAGUUUCAUGGAAGCUAUUCAAAAGGGUCUUCUGUCGCUGCAUAGUGGGAGCUUCACUGAUCCUGCUUCUGAAGAAGUGUUAACCCUUCAAGAGGCUAUUCAGUAUGGCCUCAUUGAUCCAAAUUCCUGUGUUGUGAAGGAUACACGGGGAGGCUUCAUCUUGAAUCUUCCUGAGGCUAUAAGGCAGGGUUUGGUAGACCCUCAAAAAGGCAUGUUCUACAACAAAGCAACAAAUCAUCUUCUCCCCCUCGACAUGGCAAUAGAAAAUGGAAUGUUAUUAGUGCCUGAAAGGCCUUUCUCUCUGAUGGAAGCUCUCCAAUAUGGACUGUUUGACCAAGAGACAGGAAAAUUCUCUGAUCCAUUCCGAGAGAGGGCUGUGACUUUGCAAGAAGCACUGGACAGUGGUCUUAUAGACCCAACAACCACUGUGAUUCGUGAUCCUGUGUCUGGCAAGAUUGUAUCCCUUGCUGAAGCUGUACAAGCAGGUUUGCUGGAUCCCAUCACUGGAGAGUUGAUCGACCCAUCUACUGGGAAAAGGAUGAGUCUCUUGGAUGCCAUGAAUAAAGGUUUUCUACUAACAGCAGAAGCCAGGCUGGCCAUGGAGGAGAAGUACAAGCUUUGUGAUGAUACAAUCAACAAGCUUCUUGCAUGGGUUGGUGAAACUGAGAAGAAGCUAGCCACCCAGGAACCUGCCAAGGAGAAUGUAGAUAAAUUGAGGAAUCAGAUCAAUGUCUUAAAGCAAAUUUCAAAUGACAUUGAGGAACACAGCCGUCCCAUGCAUACCGCAGUUGACCAGAUGCAGCAUAUCAUGGAAGAAGGACAAGAAUUCCUUUCACCUGAUGAAAUUGCUCAAUUGAGACGUCAUGGAGAUGAGCUUAAGCAACGUUAUGAGUCAGCUAGUGACCAUUGUGACCAGCUUCUCAAAAAGUUGCAUUCUGCUUUGGAUGAACUCAGCAAAUUCCAAUCAGAGCUGAACACUUUUGAGACCUGGCUAGCUGAUGCAAGUAGAAAGCUUCAUGAAAAGGAGCAAGCCCUCUCUGAUCUUCCAAAGUUAAAAUCCCAUGCUGAUACCACAAAGGACUUAGUGGGAGAUGUGAUGGCUCAUCAGGCAGACCUCCGCUUCUUAACCAUGGCUGCUCAGAAAUUCCUUGAUGAAGGAAAGGAUCACUUGAAGACCCUGAAUGCAUUCCGAACAAGUCUUCCUCAGAGGUAUUCACACAUUGAACCCUCAGACUCCCAGGUCCGUCGCAAGGUUGCAGAUGUGUCUACUGCCUUCCAAGAUCUCCUUUCACGUGCCAACAAACUAUCUGAGAAAUUCCUUUCUGUGGGAGACAAGCAGCAUAUGUAUGCUGACUGUGUGGACCGUAUGAAGACUUGGCUGAAGGAAGUAGAGCCAAAGGCAUCUAAGCUUGUCAAUGAACCAAUAGCUGCUGAACCUAAAGCCAUUCAGGAUCAGCUGGAUAAAGUAAAGAUGUUGAACAAUGACAUUCUGUCUCAAGGUCGCCUUCUUGACAGCACUAAGCAAGCAGGGAAGAAUCUUUUGGAUUCACUCGAAGGUUCCUUGACUCCACAAGAGAGAAGACAUAUUGACCAAACCAUGCAAGAUCUUGAUGCCAGAUAUAACCAGCUGCUAGGAGCAGUUGGAGGGAAGGGUCAGGAGUUGGAGUCAGCCUUAGUUGCAUCUCAAGGUGUCAGUGAUGGCAUUGAUUCAGUGAUGAACUGGCUCAAUCAGGUAGAGUCUCAGCUCCGUACAAUGAUGAAGCCAGCAAGCCUGAAUCGUGAUAGACUCAAUGAUCAGCUGCAAGAGCAAAAGGUGCUACAUCAUGAUAUUGAUGCUCAUCGCCCAACCAUUCAAUCCUUGGCUCAGGCUGCCACUGAGCUCAUGGCUUCUUCCUCUGGCAAUAGAACAGCCAAGAAGAUUGAAGGAAAACUUCGAGAUAUGGUGUCUCAGUAUGAGAAGCUUGUUGAGAAGUGCAGUGCCCGCAGCAUUUUCCUGGAAGAUGUUUCGGUCAAUCUGGAUAGUUAUUCCACAGCUGCACAUGGUUUUGAAGAAUGGUUUGCAGAACUGUCUGAAAUUUUGGAUUCCCCAGAAGGCCUAAAAGUUGAUAUUGACACAACAUCCUCCCAUGUGGUAGACCUUGUGCAUAGCCGAGAUAGCAAGAGAGAUGAUUUUGAGGACAUGAUCCGCAAAGGCAAGAAUCUUGUUGGCAGGAAGGAUGUGACAGAUGCUCAGCCAAUCAAGGAGCAAAUAAAAACUCUGGAAGCCCAGUGGAAAGAACUCAAUGCCAUACUUGAUGAAAAGCAGAAAUUAAAUCAGUCCCGAUAUGAACAUCGUAAUGCCUAUGAAGCCUUGAGAGAUCAAGUUCUGGAAUGGAUGACUCACAUGGAAGGCAUUGUGGAAGGCUUGCCACCAGUUGCAAUGGAAUCUGACCUAGUGAGACGCCAAGUGGAUGAUUUGAAGCCAUUGAUCAAGGAACAUCGUGACUAUGGCCCCACUAUUGACAGAGUCAAUGACCUCGGCAAUGCCUUUGAGGCUGCAUUAAGGGCUGAGAGACCUGAGAGCCCUGCUCGCCGAAGGAGCUCUCUAACACCAUCAAAGCGUGCCUCUAUUGCAUCUGUGUCAAGUAGGAAGGGCUCCCUUGAUGUCAGAAGUCCCGGUGGAAGAGGAAGCAUAUUUGGAAGCCGUCGGCCAUCUCAGGACAUUGCUGUUCAUUUGGAAGAGCUGAGUCCUGUCCAGCAGCAGCUGACAGAGAUCAACAAUCGUUACCAUCUAUUGGACAUGAAAUUGUCUGAUCGUCAAAAUGCUCUGGACAGUGUGAAAGAUGAGCUGAGAAAGCACCUGGAUGCCAUCAACAACCUUCGAGCUGCCUUAGAUAGACUGGCACGUCAAAUGCCAAAAGAUUCUGUGCCCCAAUCAAAAGAGGAGGCUGACAAGCAGUUGCGUGCUGUGAGAGACAUUCAGGAGAGUCUUUACAACCAUCAACCUGCUCUAGAUAGCCUUAGAACAAAUUGUUUGGAGAUGGUGCACAAGCAUGGCAAAGCUGCUGGUGCUUCUGAUCUUGAGCAACAGGUGCAAGAUGUGAUUGAACAGUGGUCUGAUUUGCAUGGUCUAUGCAAAGAAAAAAUGGCCUUCUUGGAUCGAGUCAAGGAAUUUCUGGAGUUGGCUGAUAAUUUCUCUAAUUGGCUCACCUCCAAGGGUAAAAUGAUGAGUGUGCUUGGUCCCAUUGCCACUGAUACUAGAAUUGUGGAAAAUCAGUUGCAGCAAGUACAGGUUUUGCGAGAUGACUUCAGUGCACACUACCCACAGCUUCAGCAUCUGAAUAAAUUGGGAGAGUCCAUCUUGGAGAAUUUAGAUACAGGCAGCCCUGAAGCACGGAAAGUCUCAGAUAAGCUCAAUGCUAUUAAUGAACAGUGGGAUCAGCUACUUGGUCUUCUUGACAAACGCCAAGAUGCUCUUAGUGCAGCAGCUGCUGCCAGCAAAGACUUCAAUGUAGCACUCAAUCAGCUGCAAAACAAUCUUCAGAAAUUGUCUGAUGAAUUUGAAGAUCUUGGACCACCUGGGCAAGAUGUUGACAACCAGCUUCGCAAGCUAGAGAAAUUGGAGAAUGAUCUGGAUAAACAGCGGCCUCUCCUGACGGAAGUUGAAAGCCUUGGAGAAAACCUAUCUGACAUUCUGGCUGAUGCUGCGGCAAAGAAUGAGAUACGAAACACACUUGGAAAUGUUGGAAGGAUGUACAAUCAACUUCAGAGAAAGAUUGAGAACCGCAGAGCUGAGCUGGAGUCCUCUCUCAGGGAUGAGAAAGAACUUGCUGAUAUGUGCUUGUCUCUACUGGACUGGCUAAAGGAGAUGCAGACUCAUUUGUCUGACAAGCUCCUUGUGUCUGCAGACCAUGAAGUGCUUAAAAACCAAGUGGAAGAAUAUGAGCCCAUCUACAAGGAAAUCAUGAGCAGGGAGCAUGAGGUGAUCAUGCUGGUAAACAAAUCUCAGGAUAUAAGUAGUCGUGGAUCAGGAAGAGACACGCGUGGUCUACAGAAGAGUAUGGACUCCGUUCAGCGCCAAUGGGAUCGCCUGAAACGAGAAGCAGUUGAGCGUCACAACAGACUCACAACAUGCAUGGAGCAAUGUCGCAAGUUCCUGACUGCCCAAAGUAUGUUCCUCCCAUGGCUUGAUGAUGUGGAAAGCAAGCUCUCUCGCAUGCAAGCAGUUAGCUUCAAGAAACCUGAUUUGGAUCGUCAGAUCAAAGAGAUGCAAGCCUUUAAGAAUGAGCUGUCUCGUCAUUCACAAGAAUAUGAAAACAACAAGACCCUUGGAGAGGCUUUAUUGGCUGCUACUGACAGAGACAAGGAAGGUGUCAAGGGAGACUUGAAAGAUAUGAGGGAUCGCUGGGACAAACUGAAUAAUGCUGUCCUCGGGAGGUUACAAGCCCUUGAAGAUGUUUCUCAACGUCUUCAGGAUUAUAAUGACAAGGCCAGGGAUCUUGGUCACAAGUUGCAGAGGAUUGAAGAUUCUGUUGCAUCUCAUGAUGCUCUUGGAGAUGCUGCUAAGGAUCCAAAGUUGCUCAACAGGAUGAAGAGUUUGUACAAUGAGACAAGACAACUUGAGCAGCCUCUGAGGGCUGUGGAGGAUUAUGCUGGGGCUCUCACUCAUGAAGCUGAUGCCUUGGGUGCUGAUGCUCAUCACAUCCAAGAUGAAGUUCAUAAGCUAAAAGAUAAGUAUGAUCAACUACGACAAGGGCUUCAGGACAGAUCACAGGACCUGGAGGCUGCCGCUCAGGCUGUAGCACAAGUCAAGGAACAUGUGAAGUCACUGACUGCCAGUCUCGGUGGCCUUGAAGAAGAACUUGAGAGCAUGAAGCCAAUUGCUAGGGACUUGCACACACUCAGGAAACAGAAGGAUGAGGUAGAGAAAUUUCUAUUCAAGACCCAACAAAAAGAAGAAGAAUUGAAGGAUGUAAGCCAGCUCUGUCGAGAUUUGGCUGCUGAAGGUUAUUCAUCUAAUGCCAAGGCAGCACAGGAACAGCUGAGCAAUCUCGAGAAGCAGCUCAACCGUCUUCAGGAGAGGGGCAAAACUCGUUCAGAUGAUAUUGAUCAUGCCCUUGCUCGAGUUGGCUCCUUCUACAACCUCUUUCAGGCAGUCAUGGGUGAUAUUAAUGAUGUGGCAAAUGAGGUCAGAAACUUCAAGCCCAUUGGUGGAGAUGUUGAUACCAUCAGGCAACAGAAGCAUGAAUUUGCCAGCUUCCGCAGCCGCCGUAUUGAGCCAAUAAACAAUCAAGUAGAUGCAUGCAACAAACAGGGACAAGGGCUCAUUCAGUCUGCUGCAUCUGGAGUCAACACAUCUGCAAUGGAAUCAGAUCUAGAGAAGAUGAAUGAGAAGUGGAAUUCUCUGAAAGAGAAGCUUCAUGAUCGUGAGAGGAGGUUAGAUGUUGGUCUUCUUCAAAGUGGGAAGUUCCAGGAAGCUCUUCAUGGGCUUGAAAAAUGGUUGACUGACACCGAGGAGAUGGUAGCAAAUCAGAAGCCACCAUCCGCUGAUUACAAGGUUGUGAAGGCACAACUCCAGGAGCAGAAGUUCUUGAACAAGAUGCUGAUGGAUCGACAGAAUUCCCUGAAUUCUGUAUCAGACAUGGGCAAGGAGAUUGCUGCUAGUGCAGAGCCAAUGGAGAGGAAGCAAAUUGAAAAUCAAUUAAAGGACCUAAUGCUGAGGUUUGAUGCACUGCAGAAUGCAGCAAAGGCAAGAAUGGAAAUGCUGGAGCAAACUAUGGAAGUUGCCAAAGACUUCCAAGAUAAAAUAUAUCCUUUAACAGACUUCAUGGAGAAGGCAGAGAAGAAAAUCCAUGAGAUGGAAACUAUUCCUACUGAUGAGGAUAAGAUUCAGCGACUAAUAGAAGAACAUCAGAUUCUGAAUGAUGACAUUCUUGCCAUGAAACCAAAAUUUGAUGAAACUGCAGAUACAGCAACUGCCCUUAUGUCACUUGUUGGUGAUGAUGAUGCUCAAAUGGUAGCUGACAAGGUUCAAGAUGCCACUGAUCGGUAUGCAACUCUGGUGGAUGAAUCAGAGCAGCUGGGUGAGCUUCUAAAGUCUUCUAAGGCUGGCUUGAGGCACCUUGUCUUGAGCUAUGAGGACUUGCUUGCAUGGCUCGAAGACAUGGAGCAACGACUGGCUAGGUUUAAGGUUCUCUCUGUCUAUGACGACACCCUCUUGCAGCAAAUGGAUGAAUUGACAGAGUUGACAGAAGAAGUUGCAGCUCAUCAGAAACAAGUUGAUGAUGUUGUGGAUUCUGGCUUGGAACUCAUGAAGCACAUUUCAAAUGAAGAAGCAAUACAGCUUAAGGACAAGCUUGAUUCCAUUCAGCGCAAGUACAAUGACCUGACAAGCAAGGCCUCCAACCUUCUCCGCCAUGCACAGGAAGCAUUACCUUUGGUGCGUCGCUUCCACAAGGAUCACGGCAAGCUCAAUGAAUGGCUUGGAGAUGCUGAAAGCCUUUUGUCUUCUAUGGGUUCAACUGAACUACACCUUCAAGAGAAAGAAGUCCGCCGGCUAGAGAAUGAAAUUUCACAAAAUCGAAGCCUCUUGGAAUCUGUGAAUAGUCUUGGCCCACAACUCUGCCACAUAUCACCUGGAGAGGGAGCAGUCACCAUCGAAUCUCUUGUGACUAAGGACAACAGGAGAUUUGAAGCAGUUUGUGAGCAGGUCCAGAGAAGAGCUGAAAGAAUCCAGCUCUCCAAACAGAGGUCUUUGGAAGUUGUGAAUGAUGUGGAUGAACUACUGGAAUGGUUCCGUGAAGCUGAAGGUCAACUUCAGGAAGCAGAGCCACCAUCCUGUGACCAUGAGAUCAUUCGCAUACAGCUCAAAGAGCACAGAGCCCUCACAGAUGACAUCUCAUCCCAGAAAGGUCGUGUUCGUGAUGUCCUUGCUGCUGCGAAGAAGUUGUUGCGUGAGGCUCCACAAACUGAGGACAGUCUCAUCUUGCGUGAGAAGAUGGAUGACUUGAAGGAGACAAUGGAGAAUGUGUCUCGGUUGGCUGCUGAUAGGUUGAGUAUCUUAGAGCAAGCACUGCCUCUUGCUGAGCAUUUCUUUGAGACUCACAAUGAUCUGAGCAACUGGCUGGAUGAAAUGGAGCAGACUGCCUUGGUGAUGGAUAGUCCUGGUCUCAGGGCAGAUCAAAUCUUGAAACAACAAGAGAGGAAUAAUGCCAUGCUACAAGCCAUCAGUGAACACAAGCCUUUGGUGGAUAAGUUGAACAAGACAGGCACAACACUUGGGCGCUUGUGUGCAGAAGAGGAGGCUGCCAAAGUUCAGGACAUAAUGGACAUUGAUAACCAGCGAUACAAUGCCCUCAAGGUUGGAUUGCGGGAGAGGCAACAGGCCCUUGAAGAUGCCAUGCAAGAGACAAGCCAAUUUAGUGAUAAAUUGGAUGGCAUGCUUUCUGCACUUGCCAACACUGCUGAUCAGGUGAACAAUGCAGAACCAAUUUCAGCCCAUCCGGACAAGAUCCAAGAACAGAUUGCCGAGAAUGCAGCCAUUUUGGAAGACCUUGACAAGCGAGAGAGUGCAUAUGAAGCAGUGAAAAGGGCAGCUCAUGAUGUCAUCAGCAAGGCUGGUAGCUCCUCUGAUCCAGCUGUCAGAGACAUCAAAGCCAAGCUGGAACGGCUGUCAUCCCUCUGGGAUCAUAUUCAAGAUGCAGCUACAACCCGAGGGCAAAGCUUGGAAGAUGCAUUGAACUUAGCUGAAAGAUUCUGGGAUGAGUUGCAAGGAGUCAUGAGAGCCUUGAAAGACCUCCAAGAAACACUUAAUACUCAGGAACCUCCUGCAGUUGAACCAAGAGCAAUUCAGCGACAGCAGUCAGCCCUGAAGGAGAUAAAGCAGGAAAUUGAUCAGACCAAGCCUGAAGUUGAACAAUGCAGAAAGACUGGCCAGAAACUGAUGAAUGUUUGUGGUGAGCCAGACAAACCAGAGGUGAAACAGCAUAUCCAGGACUUGGACCAUGCCUGGGACAAUGUCACUGCAUUGUAUGCUAAGAGAGAGGAGAAUCUCAUUGAUGCCAUGGAGAAGGCCAUGGAAUUUCAUGAUACCCUCCAGGGUAUUCUGGACUUCCUUGACACUGCUGAAGAGAAGUUUGCUAAGCUUGGUCCUCUGGGAUCUGAUAUUGGGAUGGUCAAGACCCAGAUUAAGCAGCUCAAAGAUUUCAAGAAUGAAGUUGACCCACACAUGGUGAAAGUGGAAGCCUUGAAUAGGCAAGCUCAAGAAUUAACUGCCCGUACAUCUCAUGAUCAAGCUCGCCGCAUCAAGGAGCCACUGGCUGAUGUAAAUGCUCGGUGGGAUGGCCUCUUGAAGGGCAUUGUUGACAGGCAGAGGGAGCUGGAACAAGCCUUGCUCCGUCUUGGACAGUUCCAGCAUGCCCUUGAUGAAUUGAUGGUUUGGAUCAGCAGAACUGAAAACACUCUCGAUGGCCUCAAGCCAGUCUUUGGUGACCCUGCAGUGAUUGAAGUGGAACUGGCCAAGUUAAAGGUCCUGGUCAAUGACAUCCAAGCUCACCAGACUAGUGUGGAUACGCUGAAUAAUGCUGGCCGCCAGCUGAUUGAGAGUGAUAAAGGCUCUGAGGAUGCAUCUGUAACUCAGCAGAAGUUAAACCAGUUGAACAAUCGAUGGAACCAUCUCCAACAAAAAGCAGUUGAUAGGCAGAGAGAACUAGAAGAUGCUCUAAGAGAAGCACAGGCUUUCAAUGCUGAAAUCCAGGAUCUCCUCCUCUGGCUUGGGGAUGUAGACAGUGCACUGAGUACUUCUAAACCCGUUGGUGGUCUGCCUGAGACUGCAAAGGAACAGCUGGCACGAUUCAUGGAGGUGUUUGAUGAUUUGGAACGCAUGAGACCAAAGGUGGAAACUGUUCUCCAACAGGGUAAUGACUACCUCAAACGUUCCACAGAAGGUUCUGCUUCCAACCUACAACAUAAUCUCCGCACUCUUAAGCAACGCUGGGAUAAUGUACUCAAUCGAGCAAAUGACAAGAAAAUAAAGCUGGAGAUUGCCUUGAAAGAAGCAACAGAAUUUCAUGAGGCUCUUCAGGAAUUUGUUGAUUGGCUCACCAAUGCAGAGAAACUUCUGAGCAACCUCAGCCCUGUGAGUAGGGUCAUGGACACUAUCCUAGAACAGAUUGAAGAGCACAAGGCAUUCCAGAAAGAAAUCGGUGCUCAUCGAGAAGUGAUGCUCAACUUGGACAAAAAGGGAACCCACCUCAAGUACUUCAGCCAAAAGCAGGAUGUGAUCCUGAUCAAGAAUCUCCUCAUUAGUGUCCAGCAUCGGUGGGAGAGGGUGGUGUCCAAGUCCGCUGAGCGAACUAGGGCCCUAGAUCAUGGCUACAAGGAAGCAAAGGCAUUCCAUGAUGCUUGGGUAGACCUCAUUCAAUGGCUUGAUAAUGCUCAAACUAAGCUGGAUGAGAUCACAGCCACUUUGGGCAAUGAUCCAGAGAAGAUCAAGCAGUUGUUGUCCAAGCAUAAGGAAUUCCAAAGACAGCUUGGUGCAAAGCAGCCUGCUUAUGAUAACACCUUGAAGAUGGGCAGAGCUUUGAAGGACAAGGCUCCAAAGGGAGACCAGUCUAAGCUCCAGGAUAUGUUGACUGAAUUAAAGAACAAGUGGAAUGCUGUUUGUAACCACUCUGUAGACAGGCAAGUGAUACAAAAUAAGCUGGAAGAGGCAUUGCUGUUCUCUGGUCAGUUUAAGGAAGCUAUUGGUGCUCUCCUGGACUGGUUGAAGAAAGCAGAAAAAGAUCUUAGCCAUGAGACCCCUGUUCAUGGCGAUUUAGAUACUGUGAUGGCUUUGGUAGAGCAGCACAAGGCCUUUGAAAAUGAACUUAGCAAGAGGUCCAGUCAGGUGUCAUCAGUUCAGAAUACUGCUCAGGAGUUGCUAAAAAGUGCUAGUCCUGGAGAUGCCUCUGGCAUUCGUGACCAAACAAGAGAACUGUCUAGCCUUUGGGAGAAAGUAGAUAGGUUGAGUCGCACCAAGGCCUCUAGGUUGGCAGAUGCACUCAAGCAGGCAGAAGAGUUGCACAAAGCUGUUCACAUGCUUCUGGAGUGGUUAUCUGAUGCAGAAAUGAAGCUACGCUUCGCUGGACCACUUCCUGACACUGAAGAAGAAACUCGACAGCAGCUUGUUGAUCAUCGCAAAUUUAUGGCAGAGAUGCAGAUGAAGGAGCGAGAGAAGGAUAACACAAUCAAGCUAGCCCAAAGUAUUUUUGGCAAAUGUCACCCAGAUGGUGUUUCAGUCAUCAAGCACUGGAUGAGCAUUAUUCAGAGUCGAUGGGAAGAUGUCUCAUCAUGGGCUAAGCAGCGUGAGCAGAGACUUCAACAACACCUGGAUAUGCUGCAGGACCUUGCCAAGCUUCUGGAAGAGCUCAUGCGAUAUCUGAAUUCCUGUGAGAACACUUUGGUCUCAUUGGAAUCUCAGCCUCUUCCAGAUGAUCUGCCAAUCAUUGAACAGCUCAUCCAAGAACAUCAAGAAUUCAUGGAAGACAUGGCCAAGAGGCAACCAGAUGUAGACAGGAUUUGCAAACCAAAGCGGGUCUCUACAACCAUUCCUCCAGGAAUCAAGGAUAGGAAAGCAUCAAAAGCUUCUCGGCAAGCAAGUCGUGAGCCAGAGACACCAAGCAGGGAGUCAUCUCCUGAGCAUGAUGCAGCAUCCAGGAGAUCCAGAUCUACCCCUGAACGAGAGAAAACUCCAGAGAAAUGGCCCCACAUUGGACCAAGGUUCAGUAUAUCACCAAGUCGUAAAGGCAGCAAGGUAGCUGGAACUGAGCCAACCCUAAAAAAUCCUCGUGCUCAAGAACUGUGGGAAAAGUGGAGACGUGUUUGGAUGCUGGCAUGGGAUCGCCAACGGAGACUUCAAGAUAAGUAUAACCAUCUGCAGGAGGUUGAAAGGCUGAAGAACUUUAGCUUUGAGGAAUGGAGAAAGCGGUUCAUGAGGUGGUUGAAUCACAAGAAGUCAAGAGCAAUGGAUCUGUUCCGCAAAAUGGACAAAGACAACGAUGGGCGUGUUCUCAGGGAUCCUGAUUUCAUUGAUGGAAUCAUCAAAUCAAAGUUCCCAACAAGCCGAUUGGAAAUGCUGCAAGUUGUGGAGAUCAUGGAUCGUAACAAUGAUGGUUACAUCGAUCAUGCUGAGUUUUUGGCUGCCCUUCGCCCUGAUUGGGACCAGCCAUUCACAGAACAGGAGCAAAUUGAAGAUGAGGUACAGCGUCAGGUUGCCCAGUGCACUUGCAGGUCAAAAUUCAUCGUUCGGCAUGUUGGAGAAGGGAGAUACAAGUUUGGAGAAAGCCAGAAGCUACGUUUGGUACGCAUCCUACGUUCAACUGUCAUGGUUCGUGUUGGUGGUGGAUGGGUCGCUCUUGAUGAGUUCCUUGUCAAGAAUGAUCCAUGCAGAGCCAAGGGACGUACAAAUGUGGAAUUGAGAGAGCAGUUCAUCCUCCCUGAAGGAGGAGCUCAGAGCAUGACUCCAUUCAAACAUAAGCAACCACAGCAAUCUGGUUCUGCAUCAAGCCAGUCUGGCCAGCGCUCCAGUCCACUGCCAACAGCUGGACCCAUCACCAAGAUCCGUGAGAAGACUGUACGUAGUACACCAAUGACCAGGGCGUCAUUCUCUGCUGGUACUUCUGAUUCCUUGAGUGAUUCUGAAGGGUUCCUCACCCGUCUGCAUCAGCCAAGGAAGGGAUCUUCUCCUCAAACACCAUCCAGGGGAGGUUCAAGCAGCAGGCCAUCCAGCAGACCACCAUCUCGAGGUUCACGUCCACCAUCUCGGGCAGGCUCAGAUGUUUCUCUGGACAGUGUGGAUGGAACUACUCCGGCUCGACGAGGCAUCAGCUCUUCCAUUAAGCGUACUCCCAGUUUCAAUAAGCCCUCCACCAAAGGAUCUGCACGGAGUUCAACACCCACUCGAGCAUCAAGUGGAAGCACUGGAAGUUUGUCAGCCCGAAAAGGCUCUGCACCAGUUACAUCUCGAACACCUGCCUCUCCACUCCUUUCCAGGUCAAGAACUCCUUCUAGUGGGAGCAUACCAGGAGCUGUGGCUUCUGCCACAUCAACGCCCAGGAGUUCGAGGAUCUCAUCAGGGACAUCAAGUUUGACAAGAAAAGGAUCAGGAGCAUCAGACAUUGCUAGACGAAAGGGAAAUGGUGAUGAUGAGAAACCCAGAUGGAAAAUGUGAACAUUGGAUAUUGGCUGCAUACACUCCUCUUCUGCCUAAGUCUCAAACUAACUGAGCCUUGUCUGGUCUGGGCCUGGCUUCACUCGAAUGAUUUUGUACGCUUAUCUGUGUCCUCAUAUUGACAUGAGAAUUCACACUCACUCGAUGAAUGCCUACCCAAAUAUCCAAAUGAAUAAGGCAGCGUAUGUGAUAAUUAACACACUUGAAAUCAAGAGCUGUGUUUGGAGCAGGGAUUGGAAUGUUCUUGGGACCAUGCGACAUAGAAAUGAUUUGUUCUUUUUUUUCCAGUUUAAAGGUGCCCUUGUUUGAUUUGGAUUGUAAUACAGUGGUAAUGAUAAAACCACACAUUGAAGAGUCAAAUGGUGCUGUACUUCUUUCUCAUAAUCCUGAUUUAUAUGCUGAGGAUCAAAAGUAUAUGUUUACAAUAGAGAGGUCUGUGCCUAAUUUGGGGGUAUUAUCAAUCAAGAAAUCUUUCCAUCUUUCAUAGAACAGGGCUCUCUGUUGCAAGCACUACUGGGAUCUGAUGGUCAUUCAUUUUCCACUCCCUUUGGACCCACGUGAUCAGUACAGUGUUCACCUUGAGUGAUGAUGCCAUAGCAACACCUGAAUAAUUGGCAUUCCAUUCUAGUUGCAUGCAUAUGUCCCUCCUCCUUUCCCUUGUACAUUGUCUUACCAUUUGUACAGAUUGAAUCGAUAAGCAGAGAUUCCAUAACUAGUUUUUUAACUUUUUUUGUUCUCGUGUUCAAGUCUUUUUUCAGUAACAAAAGUGAUUUGUUUUGAAAUGCAUGAAAAUGGGAAAAUGGCUAUUUUUUCUAGAAUUGAGUGUUUGCUGAUAGAUUAUUUAAUCAGUAAGAAAACUCCAGUUAGUUUAACUUGGAAAUUUCCAAUCCAUCGUAUUUACUUGUCUCACGUGAUAUUUUUUAAUGUUAUUUUUUCCUCCUUCAUUUGCUUCCUGCUCGUGUAUGGUUUUUACUGUUGGAAAGCAUGCCUGGAAAAUUAACAUGUGUGCAUAAUAAAUUGGGAACUACCUUA